CAAGGAUCUCCUUGUCCUUCGUCUUGGCUCCACAACAUCACAACUGAUACUAGUAAGUAAGAAAAUAAUGGCUCCGGUGAAGGUGUACGGGCUGCCCAUGAACGGAAGCGUGGCGCGCGUUCUGGCAUGCCUAGAGGAAGUGGGAGCCGAGUAUGAGGUCGUGGCCGUCGACCUACACACCGGCGAGCACAAGAGGCUGCCACAUCUUGCUCGUAAUCCCUUCGGCCAGGUCCCCGCGUUCCAGGAUGGAGACCUGGUCCUCUUUGAAUCACGUGCAAUCUCAAAGUAUAUACUCCGGAAAGGAUCAUCAGAUUUACUGAGGGAAAACAACCUCUCUGAGUCCGCAAUGGUUGAUGUGUGGCUUGACGUCGAAUCCCAGAAAUUUGACAGCGUCAUGCUGCCAAUCAUCUUUCAAGGUCUCGUCAUCCCGGUUUACAUGGGUGGGACUAGCGAUCUCAAAGUUCUUGAAGAAAACCUAGAGAAACUGAAGGAAAUCAUGGAAGUCUAUGAGGAACGCUUGUCCAAGUACAAGUACUUGGCAGGAGAUUUCAUUAGCUUAGCGGACAUUAGUCAUUUCCCAAUGGUUCACCUAUUGCAUGAAACUCCCUAUGCGGCGGUGCUUGAUGCAUAUCCACAUGUGAAAGCAUGGAUUGCUGGCGUAAUGGAUCGGCCUACUGUGAAGAAGGUCAUGGGGCUUAUGAAGACAUUUGGUUGACAAAUAACUAUAUGGUAAUUUGUGUGCAUUAAAGAUGAAUGUUGUUGGAACAUGAUGUGGUUGUGGUUUCAAAAUACUAUGAUUUCAAUAAAGGGGACAAAAUAUGUAAUAGAUAGUGCCUCUUUGCUCUGA
Triticum aestivum (bread wheat) is the source of this 847-nucleotide messenger RNA. RefSeq names its product glutathione S-transferase 1. Bases 68 to 715 code for a protein of 215 amino acids. The transcript is spliced from 3 exons. The record is from RefSeq and is a predicted model, not a curated record. Gene Ontology annotation, molecular function: glutathione binding; glutathione transferase activity. Gene Ontology annotation, cellular component: cytoplasm. Gene Ontology annotation, biological process: glutathione metabolic process. Lineage: Eukaryota; Viridiplantae; Streptophyta; Magnoliopsida; Poales; Poaceae.